This is a messenger RNA of Peniophora sp. CBMAI 1063, 2605 nucleotides long. The record is from the annotation of a GenBank genome assembly. NCBI's taxonomy places the organism in Eukaryota, Fungi, Basidiomycota, Agaricomycetes, Russulales, Peniophoraceae.
AUGCCGACGUCUGCAACAGAUAUGGAUCCGGAUAUCUUUCGACAAGUGAUGGAUAAUCUUGCCGGCGGCGCAUACGACAUGAAUGCGAUUCAAUCGUGGAAUGGCACCGGUGGCUCGUACAAUGCAACUCCGACUCCGACGUCGUACCCGGCACAGAACUUGUACAGCGCGACCACAUCCGCGUGGUCGCCGCCAGCCCAGUCGACGAGCUCGUACUCGACCCUCAACGGCGCACUGUCACCGCCGGCGUCAAAUCCGGUCAUCGAUCCGACGCUCAUGCAGCCUCAGCCCCAGCAGCCCCAAGCACCCCAACAGCAGCCUCAGCAGCAGUACCACCACACGCCGACUCCCCCGACGACGCAGUACACCAACGGUUUCACUUACAGCAUCAAUCCUACAGCACUGCAGCAGCCACAGCCGCAACCGUCCCAGCAGCUCUACCAUAAUCAGCUUCAGCAGCAGCAGCAGGCGCAACUGGGUCUGCGUCCUCAAGCUCUGCAUUCCCCCGUACAAUACGCGUCUCCGCCCCUGCAACAACAGCAACAGCAACAACAGUCCGUGGCACCGCGCGCGAUCAACCCCGCCGCGUUCUACGCUACUCCGACACCCCCAGCGUCAACACCCACCCACGCGACCCCACCAGCUCAUUCGCCUCCAGCGCAGGUCUCUCUACCUUCAAACGGCGCCUCAAACGAAGCGAAGAAGACCGCUUUCCUCGAAAAGCUCAACCCGCUGCUCUCGCCGCGCUCCUUUGCCGGGGCGGCGAGCGUACGUGCGCUUGUCAGCGCCAUAUCGGACUAUGGGUGGACAGACGUCGAACCAUCGACCCGGUUAGAAAUCGUGAACAAGAUCCUGGCAGGCGCAGGAAAUAAUUACUAUCGCGCGUGGAUGGAGAAUACCAACGCGAUGGAGAUCGUGCGCGAUUGGUUGCGCGCGGCCGCUAAGGCUAGCUUGGAGGACGAUGUAUCCGCUACGGCGAUGCCGCUGCUUACUUUGCUCGACAGGUUGCCGAUUGAGAAGGCCGAGACGCUCAAAGCGACCAAGAUCGGAGGGCUGGUCCGAAGGCUGCACAAGACGAAGCCGCACGAUAUUCCAGCCGUCAGGGACCUCGCGCAGAACAUCGAGCGUAAAUGGUGCGACAAGCUCGGGAUUGGCAAGGAGGACGGAGCUCAGGAAGACGUGCCGGCCGUCGUUGAGGGCAAGAAGCGCAAGACGCCGCCUGCUUCUGCGCCGGCGAAUGGUCCGCCUGCGAAGAAGGCCGUCACGGUGUCGUCGUUGAAGGCCGCUGCGAACGUCUUGUCCAGUAAGCCCGCGUCGGCCACCUCAACCAAACCCGCUUCGUCCAAUGCUACGGCCGGUCCAUCCACCUCGCGCACGACCGUCCGCGCCGUAACCGCCAGCGGCGCCUCGUCGACCGUCAAGACCGACUCGAAAGCCACGUCCAAGAGCGACAGCUCGUUCUUCAGCGCGCCCAAGGCUAAGAAGCCGCUCCCGUCGUUCAAGAAGGCGCCGCCGGCGAAGGAGGCGGAGGUUGCGGUUGCGAGGCCGAAGCAGGGGAAUGCGUUUGAGGAGGCGUUGGCGGCUAUGAGGGGGCAGCCGGCGGUGUCGGGAGCGAGGGAGGGGAGUGCGCCGGUUGGCGAGCGCGGGGGGAGCGCGGGGGUUGGGAGCGAGGGUGGGGGAGGGGAGGGGUUGAAGGUUAUUGGGAAGAGGAAGCGGAAGAGCGUUACGUGGGCGCCUGAGGGACGGUUGGAGAUGGUGAAGUUCAUUGAGAGGGCUGUGUACGACGACGAUGGGGAUGCUCAGGCCGUGGGGUCGUCGUGCCUCCGAGAUUUGGAGAAGGGAGAGGGCGCGGCGCUGCAUCAUGCGUCUGGGCCGCCGUUCGAAGAACUCGUGGACUGGGUCGAACCGAGUCCGGUGGACCUUCCGCCGGACCUCCACGCAACGCACGCCACACGCGGUGCUGCUUCUUCAGAAGUAGGCGCCCAGACGGCGCGCGAGGCGAGUGCGCUGCGCGCGCUGUACCUCUCGGCUGCGGAUGUGCCCGAGUCGCCUGGGGAGCCUGCGGUGGUGUAUAGCAGGGAGGAUACGGAUAGGGAAUGCCGCACGAUGCUCCCCGGCGCGGAGAUCGAAGCGCUGACGCACGACUACGCCCAAUCGCACCCGCCUCAACCGGGCUACCCCUCCGCCCCCUCUGCCCAACAGCCGUCAUAUAGUCAACAACAACAAGCCGGCGCGUCCGUCGCCGAGCUGCUCUCCUCGCUCUCCGGCGCGCUUCCCCCCGCCACCACCUCCACAUCAUCCGCAUCCACAUCCGCAUCUGCACCUGGACUGCCAGCUGGUGUGGGACUGGGAUUGGGAUUGGGAUUGGGAUUGGGUGCGCCGGCUGCGGCGCCGGAUAUGAAUAUCAGCGCGCUUAUGGGCGGGUUGGAUGUUGAGCGGGUAAGGGCUGCGCUCGAUGCGGCUACGCAUCUGGCGCCCGAGACGAAGAGGGAGUUUUAUGGGGCGCUGGAUACGCUUGCUGCGGGCCCGGGGUCGCAGGCGCAUCAGAAUCAGCCGCCGGCGGGGCCGGCGGGCGGGUUUGGAGGGCAGGCGUAUGGUGGUGGGG